Castor canadensis (American beaver) is the source of this 4560-nucleotide messenger RNA. Lineage: Eukaryota; Metazoa; Chordata; Mammalia; Rodentia; Castoridae. The record is from RefSeq and is a predicted model, not a curated record.
UUUCCAUACAAAUUGUAGGAUCACCUUGUCAAUUUCUACAAAAAGACUGCUGAUAAGCACUGACUGAAUUGACUCACUUAAGGAGUACUGCUACCUUACCCAUGAAUGGAAUUAAUGCGCAAAAUGGCGAUUAUACCAGACUGGCAUACUUUGUAUCCUCACAUACGAAAAUUCACACAUUCAAGACCCUAUUCUUCACCGUGUAGGGUAGAUUCAAGGAAUGGUUCCCAGAGUACCUUUAGAUCUUCUUCUUCUUCAACCACAGCUUUUGCAAAUCCAACACUAUCCUUCUUAGAUGUUGAACGGAUUUUAUUUCAAAAAAUUACUGAUAAAAGAGAUGAAUUGAAAAAAGUCUUCGAGCUGCUUGAUGUGGAUCAGAAUCUGACGGUGACAAAGAGUGAACUGAGAGGAGCCAUCACAACUUUCCUGUUGCCACUCACCAGAGAGCAGUUCCAAGAUGUGCUGGCUCAGAUCCCUCUUACGAGCUCUGGGAAUGUGCCCUACCUUGAAUUCCUGUCCAGGUUUGGUGGAAUUAACCUAAAUAUAAAUUGUAUGAAGAGGGGAGGUGAAAGUGAAAUGAAUUGCUGCCGGACACGAGUAGAACUUGAAGCCCAAGUUGGAGAAAAGGUUUUCAGAAAUAUGAAAACCAUCUUGAAAGCCUUUAAACUCAUUGAUGUUAACAACACUGGCCUGGUGCAGCCACCGCAGCUCAGGCGGGUCCUGGAUGCCUUCUGCCUGAAGAUGAAGGACAAGGAGUAUGAGAUGUUUGCAAAGCACUACAACAUUGAUAAAGACACUGCAGUGAAUUACAAUGAUUUUUUGAAGAACCUCGGCAUAAGUAAUGACCUGAAUCUUAGAUAUUUUAUGGGGAACCAAGAGGUCUUGAGAGAAAAUCAGUACACCAAAAGUUCCAAGAGGGAACAGCUGCGUGAUUCUUUAUCAUCUGAAGAUGUCUGGAAAAACUUCUCCUUAGAUGACAUCCAGAGGAUCUUUUGCCAAGAGCUUUCCAAGUCCUAUGGGAAGAUUGAGAAAGCCCUCAGUGCAGGGGACCCCUCCAAAGGUGGCUAUGUCUCUUUGAAUUACCUAAAGGUUGUCCUUGACACCUUUGUAUACCGGUUACCAAGAAGGAUUUUUAUCCAGCUAAUGAGAAGAUUUGGGCUUAAAACCACCACUAGGAUCAAUUGGAAACAGUUUUUGACAACAUUUUAUGAGUUUCAGGGGUUGGAAGUUAGUAAUGCAGUUCCGCUGAAAAAAAGAGAUAGCAUCACCUCUCGAAGCCGAUCUCACAAGGAAAACAUCAUCAAAAAGAUAUUCAGAUACUCGGAAGACCGCUUCACAGCAUUGAGGAAAGCGUUACUGAUAAUGAGCACUACACCUGCUGGACAGAUAACUUGGGAAGAAUUACGACAUAUUCUAAAUUGCAUGGUUGUAAAUUUAAGUGACUCAGAAUUCAAAGAACUAAUAGAGGCAUUUGACCCCGAGGGCCGUGGAGUGGUCAGAGUUAGUUCCUUCAUGGAUCUUCUUGAAGACAGCCCAAAGAUGAGCAAAAGUUCCCCAAGUACAGACACCAAGGCACCUGUCUACAUGGCUUGGGAUUCAGUGGAAGAAAAGGUAUAUGAUACAAUUACUAGGAAUUUCCGAGCUUUUUACAACAUGCUGCAUUCAUACGACCUUGGAGACACAGGGCUCAUUGGUCAAAAUAAUUUCAAGAAAAUUGUGCACAUAUUCUGCCCAUUUUUAACAGAUGAACAUUUAAUGAAGUUCUGUGAUAAGUUUUACAGUAUGGCUUCAGGAGGAAUCCUUUACAAGAGCCUGUUGGCAUGCGUAGGAACUGACGGCCCGCCUGCCGUCUCUCCAGUUCUUGUUCCAAGGGAUCAGCCAAGUGAAGGGAUUCAAAAGGAGGAACGGCAGCAUGGGGAGCUCCCUGAGAGAGCCCAGUCCGUGGAGGAUAAUACUGCCAGGACCAAGAACAUGACCAAAGAAGAGGUCAUUGAAAAACUCAAAACCUGUAUCCAGCUGCAGGACCCAACCUUCAGAGAGCGAUUUCUUAACAUCAGCAAGGAGCUCGAUGGGAAGAUUGACAUGCGGGACUUUCGGAAGGUCCUGGAAGACAGUGGGAUGCCCAUGGACGACACACAGUACUCUCUGCUGACCACCAAAAUAGGCUACAAAAAGGAAGGGAUGAGUUACCUGGACUUUGCAGCAGGAUUUGAAGAUGCUAAACUGGGUGGGUCAGGUGUGCCUCUAGUGCAGUCUCCGGUUUCUUCAAAGACUCACUUGAACAGCCACUUUAUAUCUGCUGAAGAAUGCCUAAGACUUUUCCCCAAGAGGCUGAAGGAAUCAUUCCGGGACCCCUACUCCGCCUUCUUUAAAGUAGACACUGACAUGGAUGGCAUAAUCAACAUGAACGAUCUUCACAAACUGCUUCCACAGCUGCUGCUCAACAUAAAAGAUGACGAGUUUGAACGCUUCCUUGGCCUCCUUGGCUUAAGACUUAGUGUCACAUUAAAUUUCCGGGAAUUUCAAAACCUGUGUGAGAAGAGACCCUACAGAACAGAUGACGCACCUCAAAGACUCCUUAGAAACAAACAGAAAAUUGCAGAUUCAGAGCUAGCCUGUGAACAGGCUCAUCAGUACCUUCUCACCAAAGCAAAAAACAGAUGGGCAGACUUGUCUAAGAAUUUCAUAGAGACUGAUAGCGAUGGCCACGGCAUUCUCCGGCGGAGGGACGUGAAGAACGCUCUGUACGGCUUUGACAUUCCCCUGACACCGAGGGAGUUUGAAAAGCUUUGGCAAAGCUAUGACACUCAGGGAAGAGGCUACAUUACUUACCAAGAAUUUCUACAGAAACUGGGGAUUACCUAUUCACCUGAGAUCCACCGGCCCUACACAGAGGAUUAUUUCAACUUCCUGGGUCACUUCACUAAGCCCCAGCAGAUCCAGGAAGAAAUCCAAGAGCUGCACCAGAUACCUGACAAGACCAUGCCAGCUAGGGAUAGGCUUAUAGAGCACUAUCAAGACAUCAGCAAAGCACUCAGCACACAAGACAACUCUAAAACCGGCUCCAUAUCCCUCUUCAAGAUGCAGAAGGUGCUGCAAGAAUGCCUCUGCCCCCUGAAGGAAGAGGAGCUGACACAUCUUCUCCACAGCUGGGGAAUCAGUUUGCAUGAAAAUUCCUUCAAUUACUUUGACUUCUUGAGAGCACUGGAGAGCAGUAUGCUGCCCAGAUCUCAGUCCAGAGAGAAAGAAGAAAGCAUGACAAUUGACUUCUCCACCCUGAACCCAGAGGACAUUGUGCAGAGCAUCCAGCAGCUGGUCGAGGGCUCCCAGCUGGCCUUGCUAAAGGCGUUUUCUGCUUUGUAUAAAGAAGACACAGGGUUCAUUAAGGCUGCCGAAUUUGGACAAGUCCUCAAGGAUUUCUGUCACAAGCUGACCGAUAAUCAGUACCAUUAUUUCUUGAGGAAAGCAAGACUUCAUCUAAUGCCCUGCAUACAUUGGAAGUAUUUUCUCCAGAACUUUGGCUCUUUCCUUGAGGAGGCUGCUGAUGAGUGGGCCGAGAAAAUGCCCAAAGCAUCGCCCAGAUCUCCCAGAGAAGUGGCCAACAGAGACAUCCUGGCACGGCUCCACAGGGCAGUGACUGCCCAUUACCAUGCCAGCCAGGAGUUUGAGAACUUUGACACCAUGAAAAACAACACGGCUUCCAGAGACGAGUUCAGGGCCUCUGUACACGCCAGUGCAGAUCCUACUGACGAGCAGUUUGAUAGGCUCUGGAGCAAGAUGCCCAUCAAUGCCAAGGGGAGGUUGAAGUACCAGGACUUCCUGAGCCAGUUCAGUACUGAGAAGCCACCCUCACCACCAGCCCUGGGCGACCCCACUGCUGCCCACCGGGGCAGCAGUGCCCCAGAGGUCUCCGAAGGAACCCGGUCACCCUCUCGGGACCUGAGAACUGGGCUGAAAUCGCGGAGUCAUCCCUGUGUGAGUUCUCACGGCACGAUGCUGGAGCCGGCACCCGCCCUGCAGAACUGUGAACCCAUUGAGAGCAAGCUGCGGAAGCAGACAGGCUGCUGGCAUGAGCUCCUAAGAGAGUGCAAGGAGAGGGAUGUGGAAGGCAGGGGGCAUUACGCUCUGAACUUGUCAGACUUCAGCACUCUUGUGGAGAAAUUCAACCUGGAUAUAAGCAAGGAGGAGAGCCAGCAGCUCAUCAUGAAGUAUGACUUGAAAAACAAUGGUAAAUUUGCUUACUGUGACUUCAUUCAGAGCUGUGUCCUCCUGUUGAAAGCCAAGGAAACCUCACUGAUGCAGAGGAUGAAGAUCCAGAACGCGCACAAGAUGAAAGAGGCUGGUGCGCGGCCGACUUCAGGAAGGGAGCACCGUGCCCAGCACAACUGCAUGAGCUCAGCUUCUGGAGCCCACUGUGGCUGCUCCCAGAGCACUGAGCAGGUGCUGCGGCAGUACAGUAUCAACCUCUCGGAGGAGUUCUUCCAUGUGCUGGAGUACUACGACAAAGCGCUGUCCUCUAAGAUCUCCUACAACGACUUCCUCCGCGCCUUCCUCCAGUAG